Molecule: messenger RNA, 2066 nt
Organism: Alternaria alternata
Lineage: Eukaryota; Fungi; Ascomycota; Dothideomycetes; Pleosporales; Pleosporaceae
Exons: 1
Coding region: 406-1638 (410 amino acids)
Source: RefSeq, a predicted model, not a curated record
UCCGCGCACGGCUACAGCGACGAAAGCGGGCUCGGUCUCAAAAGCAGGCGCAGCCCGCCGUCGCUUCCUCUUUUGCGCACUCGAGCAUCAUCACCACACAUUACCAAGCAUUUUAGACGUCAACGUCUACUUCGAUUAGGAUCCCAUACUCUGGAUCCUUCUGGCACCCUCUAGUAACUUCUCGACUCGAAACCCAAUGUGCAGUAGACAGAGCCGGAUUUCCCUUUCUCUCCCCUCCGUCGCUGCUUCCACAUCCACAUCCGCCCGCUCCCAACGCCCGCGAAGACCCUCGUUCGGUUUGCAUAUUCCAAGGUGAAGCAGGCACCGGCCUGGGCUCCUUCCCCAUCGAACCGUAUACGCACCUAAACAACAACCACCCACACACGCACUGCGACAUCCACCAAAAUGUACGCACCACAGUAUCCGACUCCUCCCCCGGGCUACAUGCCCUACGACCAUUUCCGCACCACGCCGCCAAUGUCUCCCGGUCCCGGCACCAGCUACUACUCCCCACGACACGCGCCCCAGAUGGCUACCCCACGAGCGAGCCCCAAGGUUCAGGCCCACUCUCGACGGGCUUCGCACGCCGUGCCGCCACAGUACCAGAGCUCCUACGCUCCCUCACCUCGCGGAGGGGCCAUGCCUCAGUAUGGCGCUGCAGACCCGCGCACAUACGCGACGCCGAGAGGCACCCCUGAAUAUGUAAGUUAUUUCGGUUACAAUAUUCCAACAAGUCGGCAUCGCCGCGACACAGACGUCCCGCCUCUCAAGCGCAGCAAUCGCGAGAGGAAGCGUCGUCCGUCGCAGUCGGCACGUCACGUCUACACCAAAGUUGUCUACGACGACCGAGGCUACGGCUACGAAUGCGACUACGACAUUCACGACUACCCACCACCGCCAUACGAGCAGUAUGCGCGCCACGACAUGUACGGGAGGGAUGCUGAUCACUAUUACUAUGAUCAGGUCCCUAUUUAUGAGCCAGAGCCUAAGCCAAGCCGUCAACGACGCGCCUCUGCAGCCUCCACACGACAGCCAGCUGCCUCACCGAAGAAGCCUGCGCCAGCAGCCAAGUCCGCCCCCAAGGCCACCGAAGAAGAUGCGCGCCGCGCUGGUAUCCCCGCCGGCUACUCGUACAAGAACUGGGAUCCCACUGAGGAGCCCAUUAUGCUUUUAGGUUCCGUUUUCGAUGCCAACUCCCUUGGCAAAUGGAUCUACGACUGGACCGUCUUCCACUAUGGCCCCGCAACCCCACUCGCCGAGAUGGCAGGUGAGCUUUGGCUCCUGCUCAUCCAACUCGCCGGCAAAGUCAAGAGGGCUGACGAGACCAUGCCCAAGAUCCGCAAGAAGGAGAACCACGAAAUGGUCGAAGACUUCCUAGAGAGUGGCGAACGCCUGUGGGUCCGCUUCGCCAAGCUCCUCAAGGUGUGCGAAGACUACAUGUGGAAGGCCGCUAAGAAGGAGAGCGGCAAAGAGAAGCCUGUUUCCAUGGGCAAGAACAGCGGCAAGGAGUUUGUCGAAUCCAUCUUCGGUCGCGACCGAGAACUUGAGAAGACCGAGAAGCUCAUGACUGGAAUGCGUCUCUGGUCUAUGCGCUUCGAUGCCAACUGCGAGGACAUCCUUCGAUACCCAUCUGCUUAGGAUCUCCUACCUUUCACACCUAGACGCUUUGGCGCUGGCGUUCUCUGUCUCGGUAUACCCUUUUCCAUUCCCGUCAUUGCUUUGCGCAUUAUUUGAUGUUACCGCGAGAUACCCUUUCUUGCAUUUCGUAAUUGUUAAUCCUGCUGCACUUUCUUUGCUUUGCACGUUUACAAUGUACAACACUGGGUUUUCUCACGCAUCGGGCGGGUCACAGGAAAAAGUCUGCUUUCUACUAUGAUAUCCCCCUUCUUACUUCUAUUGUUUUUCUAGCCAACUAUUGUUACUUUGCUGUUUGGAAUGGUUACGCAUGGUGUUCAGGUUGUCAUUUUUUGGGGUACUGGGAUACCACUACACUUUGUCUUCUGGGUUGGUCCACUAGAUUUGGGAGAUUUCUACGGAUAUCUCAUCAGAAAGAUCGGUACCUCACG